AAUAUGACCCCGGGGCUACAUGAGUGUCUAGAAACUUACACAGAUCACAGUCAUUUACUACACAUUUUUCUGUAGUUUUUUUGUGUUACUAAAUCAUACUUCUAUCCAUCAAUAAAUAAUUUUGGUGUUCCAGGAUACCUCAGUUUGUUACUGGCAUUAAUCAAUCACAUUACAUUAGCUCUAGCUGCCUGAGUGCUUGAAAAGCUAAAUUAUACUUGGCUAAUUGAGCUUCAUGUGGCUAGAAAAAAGGCAGAUAUUACAGGUAUCCCACCAAUUUCCUGAUGAUGCCUUUAGACUAGCAUAAAGGGAACAGGGCAGGUGUGCAUAGAAGAGAUCAGAUUGCUACAGCCCAUACACAGGCCGACAGUAUCUGCUGAGUGAGGCAACAACUUAGUGGUCCAUGUACGGAACCAACAGUCUGUCCAAUCAAUGUCAAGCUGCAGAUCAGCCCGAUAUCUACUGGGCAGGUUUAAAAAUACUGUUGGGCCACAUUGGACAGUUGUUGUGGUCUUCUGAGUAUGUAACAGCCACUAAGCCUGACCCCUCCCCCCCCCAGGUGUUAAACCGGAUUUGCCAAACAUGCAGAUCUUUCCCAAGUAAUAAUAGAUGUGAGAUUCAUUCCCAGGCAGUUGCCACAAUAACACAGACACUGAGAGUCUCUAGAUCGCAGCUAAUUUCUGCCAUGUUGCGCAGCCGGCGCCCCAGCCCGUACCUUCCCAGGCUUAGAAUAGCAGAGAAAUAGUGAGCGACAGUCUGUCCUUGACAUAUUUUCUAGGGGAAAUUAAUCCUAUCAUUGUUUUCUAUUUCACCCAGUUUCUAGUGAAACUUAAACACAUUAGUUCUAGGAAUGAGCGCCAAUAUACCUAACAUGGCUGCUGGAGCACUUCCUGUUUGGGAAAAAUAAAGAGGAUUCAUGGAAAUGAAUGGUUAUUUAAAUUUCACGUAUUUGACAAAAUAUUUGGCUCAAAAAAAUUGUGAUUUUUCAAACAAUAAUCUCAAUAUUUUCGUUUGACCUUACCAACAUUAUGGAGACCUUUAAUAAAUGGAAGAAUGAUUCUGUGUUACUUGAAAAAAUACCAAGUUCAAUUUAUAUGAGUUUAUAUGAGGCCAGAAAUAUUCUAGUUUUAGUAAAUCUGCCCCAGGGUGUACAUCUGCCCCAGUGUGUACAUACUACUUGCCCUCGGGCACAGGGGGGGCUCAUAGACAUCAGGGAAUUGGGGGCUUCACACCGGCCUUUAGAAGUUGUUACUUGCAGGGUUCCCCUAUCCCUUUGUACGUACACAUGCAAUUGCCUUGUACCUAGUAGUGCUUUUUAAAGCUGAAGGAAUUCACACAUGUAGGACUAGUUGGGGGCCACAUACAUAACUAGAGGCGCCCCUCACUGGCACCAUUUCAUUCUAACUAGAUGAGAAGUGGUGCCAUUAACUACAUAACACAGUGCACAUAUGUCUGACUCCAAUAACAGACACAUUCAGAUUUGUUGCCCCCCCCCUCACCCUGCACCAACAACCCACCUCCAACAGCCUUUCCCCUGGAAACUGCCACUUAAAGCCAGCAAUUGCAGCUGUGGCCCCAGCAAGAAGGCUAGUGUGUGUGGCGUAGGAGCCCAAGGCAACCCUGUACCAGUUAGGGACAUUAGUGAUUUGGGUGAGGUAAAUGGGAACCUGUAUUUAUGCCGCUGACAUAUAAUGUACAUAAACCUACAUAGAAACAAACUGGUUGAGGUUAAAAUGUUUAAUCUUUUCCCAGAAUAGUUUUAUUUCUAGCUAUGUUAAUAUCAUCAGUCUAAACAAAUUGUCAGACAUUAUAACAUCACCAUCAUUCAGCCAGUAUAACAUCACCAUGACGACCAUUGUGACAUCACCAUCACACAGCCAGUAUGAGCAUUAUGACAUCACUAACCAAAGUUUACUUAGAGUGUGCUGUUUCCUGCUGUGUCUCAUUCGCUUGUUGUUUGGCUACGAGCAACAAGCGAUAUGCGUUUCCAGCAUUUUUUCAUACAUUUUUUUAUUCUUUUAUUUUUAUUUUUUAUAUUCACUAAUUCAGCUACUGUUCCUACAUUAUUAUGUCUGAAAUGUGACAAGGAUUUCGAAAAAAUCAAGGAUGAAUUCAUACACUUAUUUGACAUGAAAGAUGUACUUGGAUCUUCCAAACUGGAUUUUAUUAAGCCAGCUAUAAAGAAAAUAUUUACUGCUACGUUUGAGGUAGUUAUUGCCAAGAUGGAAGAGAGGAGACUGGAUAAAAUCGGGAUAAGUGAAUUGGCCAAGGAGUUCAGGAAAACAAUGAAAUCUAUAAAAGAUACUAAAGCUAAAGGAACCGAAUUUAUCAAGGCCAUAGAAUCCAACAUCCAAGAGCUUAAACAGAAAGCCGAGAUUAUUGCUCAAACGUUUGAGCAAGAACGUUCAUGCCCCAAUCUGAAAGGUGGCUUCAAAUGUGGAGUUCUUGAGCAGAAAAUUAUUCAGUGCGGCACAUGCAAAGAGCAGACUCUGGUGUGUGUCGGGGGCUCCAAUGAGAAGAAAUGUGACGAAACUGUGUCCAACUGCCUGAUGUGUGUGUGUCGGGCAGGAGUUUGUCACCACAGAACAACUAAGCAACUGUGUCAGCCUUGCACAGGCUACCAGAAGUGCCUCAAUGAGGUGUUACAUUGUAAAGAUCAGGAUCUCCGAGUUGCUGAAGGCGAAGACCUAAAGUUUGACUGCAACCUAAAAUUUCUCAACCUUGUUGAUGAAAAGUUUGAAUUUGUUUUAGAAAAGAGAGAAGAAUCGGGCGUCUCAUCCACGCAGACCGCCAACAAACCGAACUUCCUUAUAGCAAAAGCCGGCAAGGAAGUUUCAGGCCGUUACAGCUGUACGGCAAAGGCCAAAGAUGUAAUGUUUCCAAUAAGCAGAGUGGAUUUUACAGUAAAAGUUGUGAGCCCACCAGAACCUGAAUUUCUGGGCUCAUCAGUUCCAUCUCCUGCUGAAAAAUUUAAAUUUAAAGAUAUCCGGUUGGCCAAGAUAAUGGUUAUAACUGGCACUGUAACCUGCUUGGCCAUUACUGCAUCGAUAAUGACCUGUAUAUGUUUAUUAAUAAGAGAAAGCCACAAAGAAGAAGAGGCUCGUGCCCAGAAGAAACAAACGGUACUGGAAGAAGUGAAGAUUUCCAUGGAUAGUGAGAAGAGCAAACCGGGCACUAGAGAAAAGGCAACACAAACAGAUGUCUGAGGGCAACAGCUAUUCCAUUUGUCUAUGGCUGUACCCCCAACGGCAUUCUGUUACGUGUAUCGGCGCAGGUUAAAUAUCAACAAACCUAAAGUGAUCUUAUUCUGCCCUGAAUACUUAAACAGCGCUCUCUCUUUAUACCCCCUUAUUCUAACACUCAGUUGGUGAGGAAGGGCGAUCGAGGGAUGGUGGGCGGGUUGGGGGUAUAAAGAGGGAGCAGACGCUGCUGUUGUGUAUUCAGAGCUGACAGAUCAGAAGAUCUAUAGAUUGAAAGAAGAUCUCUGUGAUUAUAAAAUGAGCCUGUCCCACCGCUCAUGGACAAGGAGCCAAUGGGGCAGAACCGUUGUGGACAUCGCAGAGGAGUCACAAAAAUCUUUGUUUUUGUCUAUAAAAAUACAAU
Xenopus tropicalis (tropical clawed frog) is the source of this 3600-nucleotide messenger RNA. RefSeq lists its product as uncharacterized. Gene Ontology annotation, cellular component: membrane. The transcript has 11 exons. Bases 1977 to 3203 code for a protein of 408 amino acids. NCBI's taxonomy places the organism in Eukaryota, Metazoa, Chordata, Amphibia, Anura, Pipidae. The record is from RefSeq and is a predicted model, not a curated record.